This is a messenger RNA of Mesitornis unicolor (brown roatelo), 1803 nucleotides long. It is a transcript of the gene CAPN8, whose product is annotated as calpain 8. The record is from RefSeq and is a predicted model, not a curated record. Gene Ontology annotation, biological process: proteolysis. The annotation marks the transcript as partial. The transcript is spliced from 19 exons. Gene Ontology annotation, molecular function: calcium ion binding; calcium-dependent cysteine-type endopeptidase activity. Gene Ontology annotation, cellular component: cytoplasm. NCBI's taxonomy places the organism in Eukaryota, Metazoa, Chordata, Aves, Mesitornithiformes, Mesitornithidae.
GGUGAUUGCUGGCUCCUGGCUGCCAUUGCAUCUCUCACUUUGAAUCCAGAUGUUCUGCACCGUGUUGUUCCCAAGGAUCAAAGUUUCCAGAAGGACUAUGCUGGGAUCUUUCAUUUCCAGUUUUGGCAGUACGGAGAAUGGGUGGACGUGGUGGUAGAUGACAGGCUGCCCACCAAGAACGGGAAGCUGCUCUUCGUGCACUCAGAGGAAGGCAAUGAGUUCUGGAGCGCACUGCUGGAGAAGGCCUAUGCGAAGUUGAAUGGCUCUUACGAAGCUCUCACAGGAGGGUGCACUAUGGAAGGCUUUGAGGAUUUUACUGGAGGCAUUUCUGAGUCCUAUGAGCUGCGGAGGGCCCCUUCGAACCUGUACCAGAUAAUCCAGAAGGCUCUGAGAGCUGGGUCACUGCUUGGCUGUUCCAUCGAUGUAACUUCUGCAGCUGGAAUAGAAGCAAUCACAAGUCUGAAACUGGUAAAGGGACACGCUUACUCUGUCACUGGAGCAGAAGAGGUAUAUUACCGAGGAAGGCCAGAAAAACUAGUGAGGCUUAGAAAUCCCUGGGGUGAAGUGGAAUGGACUGGAGCUUGGAGUGAUAAUGCUCCUGAAUGGAAUUUUGUUGAUCCCAAACAAAAACUGGCUCUGGAUAAGCAAGUAGAUGAUGGAGAGUUUUGGAUGGCAUUUUCAGAUUUUCAAAGGCAGUUUACCCGCCUUGAGAUCUGCAACUUGACUCCCGACACGCUGACAAGCAAGGAGAUCAAUAAAUGGGACCUCACCCUGUUUAAUGGACAGUGGAGACGGGGUUCAACUGCUGGGGGCUGCCAGAACUACCAAGCCACAUACUGGACCAAUCCCCAGUUUAAAAUCCGCUUGGAUGAACCAGAUGAUGACCAUGAAGGGAGUCUUAAUGAGCCGUGCUGCACUAUACUGGUGGGUUUGAUGCAGAAGAACCGGAGGAGACAGAAGAAAAUGGGAGAAGAUCUGCUUAGUAUUGGUUAUUCACUCUAUCAGAUUCCUCAGGAGCUGGAAAAUACCACAGAUAUUCAUGCAAACCGUGCUUUCUUCGCAAGGAACCAACCAGCAGCCCGGUCUGAUCCUUAUACCAACCUGCGUGAAGUCUCCAGCCGCAUGAAGUUGCCUCGGGGAGAGUACCUCAUUGUGCCAUCCACUUUUGAGCCUUACAAAAACGGAGAGUUCUGCCUGCGAGUUUUUUCGGAGAAACAGGCUAAAACGCAAGUGAUUGGUGAUGUGGUGGCUGCAAAACCAUAUGAGCCCCAUGUUGAUAACAAAGAUAUAGAUGACGAAUUCAAGACUCUGUUUCAGAAGAUCUCUGGAGAGGACUCUGAAGUGACUGCAAUUGAACUUCAAACUAUCCUAAACCGGGUAUUGGCAAAGAGAAAGGAUAUUAAAAGUGAUGGAUUCAACAUUAACACUUGUAGGGAGAUGAUCAGCCUUUUAGAUACCAAUGGGACUGGCACCUUGGGACUCCUAGAAUUCAAGAUGCUUUGGAUGAAGAUUCAAAAGUAUUUGGCAAUCUAUAAGAGAGUGGACAGUGACUACUCCGGUACCAUCGACUCCCAUGAGAUGUGGAAUGCCCUUAGAGAGGCAGGUUUCAUGCUCAACGAUCAGGUGCAGCACAGCAUUGUCAUGCGCUAUGCCUGCAGCAAGCUGACCAUUGAUUUCGAUGGCUUUGUGGCCUGCAUGAUCCGCUUGGAAACCCUGUUCAAAGUGUUCCAUCUCCUGGACAAAGAUGAGAAUGGAGUCGUCCAGCUCUCUCUGCCUGAGUGGCUGUGCUGCACACUGGUCUGA